This is a messenger RNA of Manacus vitellinus (golden-collared manakin), 266 nucleotides long. Its product is annotated as eukaryotic translation initiation factor 3 subunit C-like protein. Gene Ontology annotation, molecular function: RNA binding; translation initiation factor binding; translation initiation factor activity. The transcript is spliced from 2 exons. NCBI's taxonomy places the organism in Eukaryota, Metazoa, Chordata, Aves, Passeriformes, Pipridae. Gene Ontology annotation, biological process: translational initiation. The annotation marks the transcript as partial. Gene Ontology annotation, cellular component: eukaryotic translation initiation factor 3 complex. The record is from RefSeq and is a predicted model, not a curated record.
AUGGGGCUGCCCCCCAGGGACGAGGAGCGCCGUGGGGCCGAGCGGCGCCGGGAGGAGAAGGCGAAGAAGAAGCUGGAGCGGAAGAGCCGCCGCGAGGAGGAGGAGGAGGAGGAGGAAGGGGGCGAGUGGGAGAAGGUCAAGUGCGGAGUCCCCCUCGUCAAGGAGAAGCCGAAGAUGUUCGCGAAGGGCACCGAGAUCACCGUGGGGUUGGUGGUGAAGAAACUCAACGAGAUCCUUCAGGCCCGGGGGAAAAAGGGAACCGACAG